Fusarium sp. VM40 is the source of this 942-nucleotide messenger RNA. Lineage: Eukaryota; Fungi; Ascomycota; Sordariomycetes; Hypocreales; Nectriaceae. The record is from the annotation of a GenBank genome assembly.
AUGGUUAAAAUUGCCAUUGCAGGCUACGGGGAAAUCUCGGGACAAAUCAUUAAAGCCCUACUAUCAAGUGGCCGUCAUGAGAUCACCCUUCUUGGGCGAAAAGAUACUCCUAAAGACUUGCCUGCGGGCUUGACCUGGGCCAAGGUGGACUACCUUGACAAGCAACAGCUCGUUCAGGUCUUGCAGGGAAUGCACACUGUGCUCUCGUUUAUUACUGUUGUGAUGGACCACGAAAACCAUGCUCAGAUCAACCUCAUCAAUGCUUGCGUUGAGGCUGGCGUCAAGAGAUUCGCGCCGAGUGAAUGGGCAUUCUUCAAGGUAGACGCAUUUGCUAUGUAUCAAGGCAAAGUGGCGAUUCGCAGAUACUUGACGAACUUGAACAGGAACGGAAAGGUCUUAGAGUACUGCCUAUUUUUACCAGGAGUAUUCAUGAAUUACCUUGGGCCACCUGAAAAAAUGGAAAAGGGAGUUUCUUACACUCAGUUAUUCCUAGAUUUUGGAGAAUGCCGUGCUAUCCUCCCAGAAGGUCCUGAUGCAACAGUAACCUUCACAACCCUUGAAGACAUGGCAAAGACUGUUGCAAAGGCUGUGGACUAUAAGGGAGAAUGGCCUGUCAUGGGAGGAAUCGUGGGCAAUAGGAUCACGAUUUCUGGGCUGCUCCAACUGGGAGAGAGAAUUCGAGGCAAGAAGUUCACUAUUGAAAAGGUGAAGAUGGAGGAUCUCAAAGUUAAUGACUACGUUACAUCGUGGAACCCAAUAACGCUUCAUCCAUCGAUUCCCGAAGAGCAGCGGGAAAUAGCUGGGCGAGAGUUUGCGAGACUCUCUCUUAUCGGUCUUCCUGAUGGGGGUUGGGAUGUAUCCGAUGAUUGGAGCAAACUGUUACCAGAUCAGAAGUUUGUUACUCUGGAAAACUUCCUUCAAGAUUCCUGGGGCUCAGUUUAA